Messenger RNA from Penaeus vannamei (Pacific white shrimp), 976 nucleotides. The record is from RefSeq and is a predicted model, not a curated record. Lineage: Eukaryota; Metazoa; Arthropoda; Malacostraca; Decapoda; Penaeidae.
AGUAGAGCGCGAGACACGAAAGCUAAAGGUCGGUGUCAGAAAAACUUGAAAAACGCCCUUGCAUUUGUUGCUCUUUUGUUGUAUUUUUAAAGAAUAGUUCAUAGGUGUUUGUAUUUCUUUUUGUGAAUUACCGUUAUCUGUUGAAUAAGAAAAAUCCCUUGUUGGCGCCGCAGUAAUACUAGAACCGCCCUUUCCACCACACCUCCGUCAGUGAUACCAGAACCACCCUCGCCACCACACCUCCGAGAUCGUCAGUGAUACCAGAAUCACCCUUUCCACCACACCUCCGCCAGUGAUACCAGAACCACCCUCGACAACACACCUCCGGGACUCGCCAGUGAUACCAGAACCCCCCCACACACGCCAUGGGGAAGUGCGUCGCCUACGUCGCCGCCGCCGUCGUGUUCACCGGCCUCGGGGCGCUCAUCGCCGGGCUCGCCGUGUGGUUCACCGUGCCGGAGGUCGCAGAGAAGUUUACGUCUGAGAGCCGACAAGCCAAGUGCGUCCUCGAGUCUUCGUCAGGAGUCUCUGGAACCAUCCUGUUUCGUCAGAGCUCGGAACCGGCGCCUGUGGACAUCACCGGGAACAUCACAGGACUGACCCCAGUCAAGCACGGCUUCCACAUUCACGCCUUCGGGGUCUCGGGCGCCGACUGCAAGGCCGCCGCCGGCCACUACAACCCCUGCAGCAACCACUCCGCGCCCGACGCCGCCCAGCGCCACGUCGGGGACCUCGGAAACAUCCUCGCCGGGGAGGACUCCGUCGCCUACGUUGAUAUCCUGGACGACGAGGUGACCCUGUUCGGCUGGUACUCCGUGCUGGGUCGCGCCGUGGUCGUGCACGCCGGCGAGGACGACCUGGGCCUCGGGGGCGACAGCGGGUCCCUCUCCACGGGCAACGCGGGGGGGCGGGUCGCCUGCUGCACCAUCUUCGCCGUCCCGGAGUAGAGGGGAGGGAGUGAAGGAGGGGGAGGGAG